Drosophila eugracilis is the source of this 1068-nucleotide messenger RNA. RefSeq lists its product as uncharacterized. The record is from RefSeq and is a predicted model, not a curated record. The transcript has a single exon. Lineage: Eukaryota; Metazoa; Arthropoda; Insecta; Diptera; Drosophilidae. The coding region runs from base 183 to 932 and encodes 249 amino acids.
AAGUACAAUAACUUUAAUCGUUUCGGCACGUCCUCAAAAUCUGAACAAAAUUUCAACAUUCCAACAAAAUUUCGUAGUAUAAGGACCCAAAAUUUCGAGUUUCAGAAACAAAAACCAAAAAACCAACUUCGACUUACAAUUCCUAGUGUGUAGUUCCUAUCUUUUAAGGCUUUUACGUUAAUAUGGACAAAGCGGAGAAAGGCUCAAAACUUGCAAAGAACUUCAUGUACAUGUUGGAGCUUGUGGUGGACGAUCUGUUGAUAACGCGUCCGAAUGACUGUGCUCCGGAGGAGUAUCCCACCUGCACAGAGAUUACGUUCCGCUCGGUUUUUCUAAACAUCGUUGAUCGGGAGUAUGGGACUUGUGUCGACCCGUGCUCACAGAAGUGCGGAAAGUGCGCCCUUUUCACACUGAAUUCCCCGAUAACUAAUCAGGAUGUGAUGCAUAUUCACGUCUAUAAGAAGCGAUCCGAGAACUGCAAGUUCCUGCUCGGACUGACGGAGCUCCCGAUGAAGCCGAUCUUUGACAGAGUGAAGAAGGAAUUUGAUUGGCGUAACAUAAACUGGGAGGAGAACGUGUUGACGCACGUUUCGGGAUUGCCCAGUCUAAGGCGUCCUUGUAAGCAAACCAGUAACUGUGUUUGCUACGAGAAGCAUAGGCAGCGUCUCGAGCAAUGGUGUCCCACAUCGGAGCUCUCCAAGCGGAUGCUGCCUCUCUUCAAUCUCUGUCAGAUGCAAACCGGAAACAUAGUCCUGCUCAUGAGAUUGGUGUGCAACGGUCCUGCCAUGGUCUCCUCAUUUCCUGUUCAAGUUCCCAAAUGCAAGGACCCCUGCUGCUCGUGCUAUCCUUCCCCAUCGACAUGGCCUGCUCCUUGCUCGUCGCCGAUUGAUCCGUGCAAUCCUUGCAAAUCGGUGAUCACCAAGAAGAGAUAAUCCCGAGCUAGAGCUGUGCGGAGUUUUUAUUCCGUUUUAUAUUUCAUAACGAUAAGCACUUAAUAAUGUUUGUAAAGGAAGCUAAUAUAAUUUCAUAGCAUUUUAUAAGCAUAAAUAAAGACAUUUUAGCCUUUUA